Schistosoma turkestanicum is the source of this 685-nucleotide messenger RNA. NCBI's taxonomy places the organism in Eukaryota, Metazoa, Platyhelminthes, Trematoda, Strigeidida, Schistosomatidae. The record is from the annotation of a GenBank genome assembly.
AUGAGUGGUAAAAUGUGUCACUGUCCAGUUGAAUUUUCUUCUCUCGUUCCUUUUUCAAUCUGCAUCUGUUAUGUAGAAGCAGAGCAGGCCAUUUUGUCUUUAAUCCCGGCACCAGUUGAAACUCCAAACAGAAGCGACGAUGAUGAAGAAAAUUCAGAAGCAGCGCAGUCUAUACUGUCUGUAAUCCCAGCACCAGUUGAAACUCCCACUAAAACUGACGAUGAAGAUAGCUUUAUAGGGCGUAUCACCACGCCUUUAACAAGUGAACCAAAUGGAAAUGGCAAUGACGUAGUAACACCUGAAGCAGAGCAGGCUAUACUGUUUGCAAUCCCGGAACCAACUGAAACUGCAACCAAAACCGACGAUGAUGAAGAAAUGUCAGCCAUGAUAACAAUUUCGAAUGUACUCACAAUCAUGAUCGAAACGUUAGAAACAACACGUUACAAUUUCCAUAACUUUAAUGAACUGCGAGAAGCGAAAGAAACAAUCGAAAUAGCAAACAAAACUGCCGAUGAAGAGAAAACUUCAGGUCCUGGUGCACUGCUUGGAUUAAAGGAACCAACCGAAACUACAACCAGAACCGACGAUGCUGAAGAAACUUCAGAAGCAGAGCAGGCUAUACUGUCUGUAAUCCCGGCACCAGUUGAAACUCCAACUAAAACUGACGAUGGAGAUAAAUCUUCAG